CCCAUUGUUCCCUCUCCUUGCUCGUCGGUCUACGAGAACACCAUUUCGAACUAUGACAGUUGUUGAUCGCUCCGGUACUGACUGGACCCCCUGGCCCCGGCUUGCAGGCGUUCCCAAGCGUCUGCAAAUUGUCGGUGGCGUCGCUGCCAUCAUGGGCGCAGCUGGUGUCUUCUUUGAGUGGCGUCGAAGGGUUGGAGGACCACUCCCAUCAACCGUCACAAAGGAAUGGCAGGAGGCCACGGCGAAGCGUAGUGAGGCUAUGCCGAUGGAGUCGAACGCUGACCCCGUAGUUCUUAACCCGAUUACUAAGUCUAUCCAGAAGAAGUGA
Molecule: messenger RNA, 328 nt
Organism: Chondrus crispus (carragheen)
Lineage: Eukaryota; Rhodophyta; Florideophyceae; Gigartinales; Gigartinaceae
Exons: 3
Coding region: 53-328 (91 amino acids)
Biological process (GO): mitochondrial electron transport, cytochrome c to oxygen
Source: RefSeq, a predicted model, not a curated record